This is a messenger RNA of Labrus mixtus (cuckoo wrasse), 4410 nucleotides long. It is a transcript of the gene nfatc3b, whose product is annotated as nuclear factor of activated T cells 3b. Gene Ontology annotation, molecular function: DNA-binding transcription factor activity, RNA polymerase II-specific; RNA polymerase II cis-regulatory region sequence-specific DNA binding; transcription factor binding. NCBI's taxonomy places the organism in Eukaryota, Metazoa, Chordata, Actinopteri, Labriformes, Labridae. Gene Ontology annotation, biological process: cytokine production; regulation of transcription by RNA polymerase II; calcineurin-NFAT signaling cascade. Gene Ontology annotation, cellular component: transcription regulator complex. The coding region runs from base 306 to 3257 and encodes 983 amino acids. The transcript is spliced from 10 exons. The record is from RefSeq and is a predicted model, not a curated record.
ACGCAGCAUGAGGAUCAACCUGGAGAGUUAAAACUCAACGGAACACAAACACCGAAUACAACAACUUCUCACAAUAAUGGGAGUUUUACGGUUACGCCACGGAGCACGGAGGCGUAUUUUCUGACCGUGUGCGUGUCUGUUGUCAACUUUUAGUCGGGGAAUCGGUCGACGUGUUGCUCGCGCUCUAGUUUCAACAAGAGUUCUGCUUUCAGGCGGAUGGAAGUGAGUGAGACAGGUCACUUUUAGAGACAGACGGGUCGGUGUUUUAACCUGCCGGGGAGGACGUUUAACGGGUCCCCGGUUCGAUGUCCACGUUAAACUGCGCGGAGGAGCUGGACUUCAGACUCAUCUUUGAGGAGGACGGAAGACAGACAGCAGGUCCAGAUCUCAAUGUGAGGACACCUCACACCUCCACUCAGGCUCUGACCAGACAGCCCAUCCUCCAGGAGCUACACAGUCACCCUCCAUGUCUCCCCUCCUCAGACAACUACCAGCAUGUCGGAUACCAGCCACAGGGGGCCCAAUAUGGGGCCCAGGGGAACCCCAGAGCCUUUGACUGCCCCAGUAUCCAGAUAACCUCCAUAGCUCCUAACAACCAUGUGGAGCCGGGUAGUAACCAGGAAGGUUUGGCGGUGGGUGGAGCAGAGGGGGGUUACUCUGAGGCUUCCUGGUCCAGGGGCCAGCUCUACCUGCCCCUUGACCCCUGCUACAGAGACCAGGCGCUGUGCCCAAGCCCCUGCAGCAGCCUGUCCUCGAGGAGCUGGAUGUCCGACCUCUCCUCCUGUGAGUCCUUCUCCCAUGUUUACGAUGACGUGGAAGGGGAGCUGAGGGACGCCGCCUGCCUUGCUCUGGGAUCUCCCAUCGGGUCACCCAUGGGGUCCCCGGGCUGUGGGGGCGGGGCCUUCGGGGUGGAACUGUGGCAACAGAAGUACCAGCAUCCUCUAGCGUUCAGUCCACAGCUGUCGCCUCAUCAGUCACCCCGUCAGUCACCCUGUCACUCCCCCCGCACCAGUGUCACAGAGGAGAGCUGGCUGAGCCGCCGCCCCACCUCCAGACCAACCUCCAGACCGACCUCCCCGUGUGGGAAGAGACGUCACUCCAGUGCCGACCCCCACGCCCGCUCUCCCUCCCCACAUCACUCCCCAAGCCCCACGCCAGGUGCCUCGCCACGAGGUAGCAUCACUGGUGAUGACAGCUGGGUAGGUAGCCCUGCUGGCACCCUUGGCUCCCUCCUGAUGUCUGGGUACCAAGAGCUAGACGUCCCCUCCAAGACCAGGAAGACGUCUGGAAGCCAGCUGGGCCUCCUCACCAGUCAGGGUGACAUGGGGCUGGAGUCCUUCCUGGAUUCCCCCGGGGAGGAGGGACGUGAACAGGACAGCCUGGCUGAGCUCUUCCUUCAGGUGCCGUCCCACUUCAGCUGGAACAAACCCAAACCUGGAAACCCUCCUCUGUUCAGGACCUCUUCGCCCCCUCCUCUGGACUGGCCUCUGCCCAGCCAGUUUGACCAGUGUGAGCUGAAGCUGGAGGUCCAGCCUCGGUCCUACCACAGAGCACAUUAUGAGACAGAGGGCAGCAGAGGCUCCAUUAAAGCCGCGACUACAGGGCAUCCUGUUGUUAAGCUGACGGGAUAUAGCGAGCAGCCGAUCAGCCUGCUGUUGUUCAUCGGCACCGCGGACGACCGCUACCUACGGCCUCACUCCUUCUACCAGGUCCACCGAGUGACAGGGAAGAUGGUCACCACCAGCUGCCAGGAGAAGAUUAUGGGCUGCACCAAAGUCCUGGAGAUCCCCCUGCUUCCGGAAAACAACAUGUCAGCCAGCAUCGACUGCGCCGGCAUCUUGAAGCUGCGUAAUGCCGACAUCGAGCUGAAGAAAGGAGAGACAGACAUUGGACGUAAGAACACGAGGGUGCGAGUUGUGUUCAGGGUCGCCAUCCCUCAGCUGGACGGACGGAUGCUGUGGCUGCAGACAACGUCUGUUCCCGUGGAGUGCUCCCAGCGCUCGGGUCAGGAGCUUCCUCAGGUGGAGAGCUUCAGUCCCACCUGCUGCUCUGUGGACGGAGGAGAGGAGCUGCUCAUCAUUGGCUCCAACAUCUCCUCAACGUCCAAGUUCAUUUUCACCGAGAAGGCACCCGAUGGAAGAUCGCUGUGGGAAAUGGACGCCAGAGUUAUGCCUGAAAAGAGCAGAGGAUCUAGCAUCGUGGUGGAGGUCCCUCCUUACAAUAAGAAGACAAAGGACCCAGUCCAGGUCCAGUUCUACGUCUCUAAUGGGAAGAGAAGAAGAAGUCUGACACAGAACUUCACCUUCCUGCCCGCAGUCAGAGGUCACCUUCCUGCCGCUGCUGCAGUCAAACAGGAGAGAUGGGAAACAGACUGCAUCUCCCACAAUCCCCCUGGCUUCUGUCCCUCCUCCUGCCAGAUGCCCCCGUGUGAUCGUGUCCCAGAACUGGUUUAUUAUGAUUCUCGCGACCUCCCGGUGCAUUGUGGUCCAUCUUCACAGAAUCAUCCCGCUGCCUCCUUAAUGUUCCCUCACCCCUCCUCCUCUGCACCCUCUCAGACCUCCUCAGUCCUCCAUCAGACCUUUAUUCCUCCUCAGACCUUCAGGGCCCCAACUCAGACCUCUUCCCUGCCUCCUAAAACCUCCUCAGUCCGUCCUCAAGUGUCAACCAUACCUCCCCAGACCUUCAGCAUUCCCCCGCAGACCUCUUCCUUUUCUCCUAAAACCUCCUCAAUCCUUCCUCAAGUUUCAGCUUUACCUCCUCAGACCUUCAGCGUCCCCUCUCAGACCUCUUCCUUUUCUCCUAAAACCUCCUCAAUCCUUCCUCAAGUUUCAGCUUUACCUCCUCAGACCUUCAGCGUCCCCUCUCAGACCUCCUCUGUCCCUCCUCAAAUCCCCACAAUGCCUCCUCAGGCCUCUUCGUUGCCCCUUCAGACCUUCACCAUCCCUCCACUGAGGGAGCAAUCUUCCUCUCCGAGCUCCAGAAGAGUCUACGUGGCCCCUGCAGGUUCCCAGAAGGACACUCUGCUCCCCAUCCCAGGAGAGCCUCCAGGAAUCAAGCAGGAACCAGAAGACCAGCCAAAUCUGGGCUCCUUGGGCCUCCAGGAGAUCACACUGGAUGAUGUGAACGAGAUAAUCGACAGAGACAUCGGCAGUCUGACCAGCGGUGUGCAGCCCGACCAGUUUGACCAGUACCACCAGUAUGACUGGGAGCACAAGUCCAGCGACACGGCCUUACCGUUCUGUGGAGGUCCUCAGUGAUCCCACUGCUCCCCACAGGAAGUGACCGUGACUCUUCUUCUGCCGUUUGAUGUCUGGACUAACACAAACCAGCAGUCACAUUUGCACAAAGUGCAUCAAACGGAUCCUUAAGUGCCUGAGAACCAAUCAGCAGCCUCCGACGAGUCAAGACAGCUCGUCUCAUCAGGGUUUCAUAAGACUGUUUCCUCACCUGUCUCAGGAAUGUUUUCAAAGACUGAACCAAAGAAUUCUAAACGUCUCAUGGCUAAAGUUGGAGGAACUGUAAAACAAAUCAAAAGACUUUAAAGGUCACAUAUCCUCCUCCUCUUCAACCAGUUUAAAUAAGUCUCAGAGCUCCUCAAAACAUGUGUGUGAAGUUUCUAAGUUUCUAAAUCAACUCUGAUCCUGUAUUUGAUCAUGUCUAUAAACCCCUCUAUUUCAGCCCUGCUCAGAACAGGUUGUUUCUGUAGCUUUAAAUGUAAAUGAGCUGGGUCUGACCACGCCCCCUCUCUGGAAGGGCUUGUGUGUCUCGGGCUUUCUCUCUCCAUGUCCUAUUGUUUACGGUGAGAAGGCAGACUCAGAGGGCAGAACAAACACCUAGCUGUGGGAGUGUCACCCAUCUGGGGGAAGGGUUACUGCCCUUUGUGAUGUCAUGAAGGGAAAAUCUCCAAAUGACCUGUUUGAGCACACAUUUUCUGAAAAGUGGAGCAGAUAAAGGACGGAGAGGAUGGACUUUUCUCAUCAUUGGGGGGUUUGUAGACGGACUAGAGACACAUGUUAGUGUUAGAGGAACAUGGAGAAGUGGAUUUUAUAUAAUAUGUGACCUUUAAUGUCACACAAACACAAUCAGUCCCGUCAGUGCAGAGGCUAAAGCCGCACAAAAUUUAAAAAAUAAUAAUUAUAUUAUUUAUUGGCCAAUUAAUUAAGAAAUGUAUUUUUGAUACUGUGGAUCUGGUCCAGAAAAAACCUAAAGUUGUUCAGCUUCAUUUUUAAAGUUUGUUUUUUUCUCUUGUUUGUUUACAUUUCUGUCUCUGAUUAAUGUUCAUGCUGUUCAACCUGAACCUUGUGGUGUGAUGUGCCAGACACUGAUCUCUAGACAUGUAUCAAAGGUUGAAGUAAAAAGAUGAGAAAACAGAAGACGCUCUGUGUUUUUUAUAAAUGGAUUUAAGAAUGA